AUGGGUUUUAUUCUUCCAUCUCCAGAAAGCCCAAUGGAACAAGCUCGUGCCCUUAUCGCCCAGAAAGAUGGUAUCGAAAGCCAGAUCGAAACUCACCUCUCAAUACUCAAAGCCAACAACGUUACAAUGAACACUCCCCUCGUCGAUCCUGAGGGCUUUCCACGCGCAGACAUCGAUAUCUACGCUGUUCGAAACGCGAGAGUGCGGAUUAUUGAACUGAGAAAUGAUUUGGAUGCUGUUAUGAAAGCCAUUUCGAAGGCCCUCGAAGGGAUAUUUGACCCUGCUCUGGUAGUGACACAAUCUACGACCGAAGCCGCUCCAAUCCAGGACGUUGCCCCCCUGCCAUUCGCGAGGGUCGACGGUGUUGCUCCGGGGAGCCCCGCUGCUGAAGCUGGACUUCAACGGGGCGAUUUGAUAGUGAAAUUCGGCCAACUGAGCAAACAAUCAUUUCCAAGCAGCUCCAUGCAACCGCUAGCAGACCUCGUCGUGGCAAGCGAAAACCGUCAUAUUGCGAUUCGUGCGCUUCGUGGUGAGCAGACGAAGCUUCUGACACUAACGCCUAGAAAUGGGUGGGGAGGCCGAGGAAUGCUAGGGUGUUUUAUCGUUCCGUAUUCUCCACCAUGA
Molecule: messenger RNA, 624 nt
Organism: Laccaria bicolor S238N-H82
Lineage: Eukaryota; Fungi; Basidiomycota; Agaricomycetes; Agaricales; Hydnangiaceae
Exons: 4
Coding region: 1-624 (207 amino acids)
Biological process (GO): proteasome regulatory particle assembly
Cellular component (GO): nucleus; cytoplasm
Molecular function (GO): protein binding
Source: RefSeq, a predicted model, not a curated record